Messenger RNA from Condylostylus longicornis, 1119 nucleotides. RefSeq names its product cardiomyopathy-associated protein 5-like. Bases 1 to 1119 code for a protein of 372 amino acids. The record is from RefSeq and is a predicted model, not a curated record. NCBI's taxonomy places the organism in Eukaryota, Metazoa, Arthropoda, Insecta, Diptera, Dolichopodidae. The transcript is spliced from 2 exons.
AUGAAGGUACUUGCAUGUUUUUUGGCUUAUUUAGCUGUUGCAAACGCUGUUCUUCCAGCCAAUGAUUUAACAGCUCAUAAGCAUCAAGGACUUGGUGGUCGACCAGCUUUAAUUAAUGUAAGACAAGGUAUACCAGGUCAACAUAUACAUGUAUCACAAGCUGCACCUCCAGCUGCUUUAGUUCGUGUUCACCAAGCUCCAAUUAUACCACCACAAGUACAAGUUUCUCAACCACCAGUUCCCCCACCAAUUGUACGUGUACAUCAAGCUCAGCCAUUACCACCAGUUGUACAUGUACAACAAGUGCAUGCUCCAGCUCCUCAUGUUCAUGUUCAUCAAGGUGCUGCACCAGCACCAGUAGUUCGUGUACAUCAGGCAGCGGCACCAGCACCAUUAGUUCGCGUUCAACAACAACGGCAACCAUCUCCAAUUGUCCAAGUACAUCAAGCAGCCGCACCAGCACCGUUGGUUCGUGUUCAUUCGCCAGCUGCACCACCACCAUUAGUUAGAGUACACCAACAUGCUGCUCCAGCACCAGUAGUACAUGUACAACAACAUCAAGCUCCAGCGCCCGUAGUUCGUGUUGUUCAACAUCCUCAACCAGCUCCAAUAGUUCGUGUACAUCAAAACCCAGUACCUGCACCAACUGUACACGUACACCAAGAUCCAAUUCCACCACCUAUAAUCCGAGUUCAACAAGCUUUAGUACCCCAACCGGUAGUAAACGUACAACAAUUACAACUUCCACAACCUGUUAUAUCAGUACAGCAAGAUCCUGUUCCUAGACCUGUUAUAAGAGUUCAACAAUCGCUUGCUCCUAGACCAGUUGUUCACGUAGCACAAGCACCAGCUCCAGCCCCUAUAGUUCGUGUUUCACAAGCAGCAGCUCCUCAACCCCUUAUACAUGUACAACAAGCUCCAGCACCACAACCAAUUGUUAGAGUAUCCCAAGCACCUGCACCUGCCCCACAAAUACAUGUUACUCAAGGUCAUGCUGCAGCCCCAAUCGUUCGAGUAAGUCAAUCACAUGCCCCAGCUCCAAUUGUAAGAAUAUCUCAGGCUCCUCUUCCCGAACCAAUAAUUUCUAUAAAUCAUGGAAGAAGAAGACGUCAACAUUAA